Melopsittacus undulatus (budgerigar) is the source of this 2064-nucleotide messenger RNA. RefSeq names its product dynein axonemal intermediate chain 1 (gene DNAI1). The transcript is spliced from 19 exons. The record is from RefSeq and is a predicted model, not a curated record. Gene Ontology annotation, molecular function: dynein light chain binding; dynein heavy chain binding. Gene Ontology annotation, biological process: outer dynein arm assembly; cilium movement. The coding region runs from base 1 to 2064 and encodes 687 amino acids. Gene Ontology annotation, cellular component: outer dynein arm. NCBI's taxonomy places the organism in Eukaryota, Metazoa, Chordata, Aves, Psittaciformes, Psittaculidae.
AUGCCAGGCAAGGCGGCCGACAAGCACCGGAAGGAUGAUGAUGUCUCCACUGAAGCAGGAGAUGUGGCAGAUGCAGGGGCAGGAGGAAAGGCUCUAGUCAAACCCCCAGAUCAACUGGAGCUGACUGAGGCUGAGUUAAAAGAGGAAAUUACACGCGUCCUGAAAGCUGAUAAUCCCCAUGCUCCCCAGAAUAUCGUCAGAUACAGCUAUAAAGAGCGAGCAUACAAACAAAUAAGCCAUGUGAAUCAAAUGGCCAUUCACUUCUCUUAUAAUGGAAACCUGAUACCCAAAGAUUCAGAUGAGGGCAGGCGACAGAGUAUGAAAUCAACCACUGGAGCAGAAAAGGCUCCUGCUGAGACUUCUGCAGAAACAUCUGAAGAAACACAGGGUAAAGAUGAAGAAAGCACAGGAGAUACUCAGGCUGCAGGAGAGGAAACGGCAGAGGAGUCAGGAGCAGCAGAAGUAGCUGAGACAGCGGAGGAUGAAGAGGUUCCUCCCCCCAAAAAGCCAGAGAAGAAGCUUGCAAACCAGUUCAACUUCACCGAGAGAGCUUCAAGGACACUCAACAACCCUUUGCGGGAAAAAGCGUGUCAGUCGGAGCCUAUGCCUUGUAAAGAUUUCUCAUCCACUGUUAACCAGUGGGAGAUCUAUGAUGCUUAUGUGGAGCACAUUCAGAAAAUGGAAAAGGAAAAAGAGAAAGAGAAGUCAAAAUCUCAGGCAGUAAAGAAAGAAGAGGUAAAGAAGAAGGAAAGGAAGUUUACCUCUCUGGAGUUUCAGAGUAAUGAAAUAGCCAAGGUCUCAAAGGUUGCUAAGAUAAUGGAGCGGAUGGUGAAUCAGAACACAAUGGAUGACAUUAUACAAGAUUUUAAAUAUUUUGAGGAUGAGUCGGAUGAAUACAGAGGUCAGAAAGGAACCCUACUCCCACUGUGGAAGUUCCAGUAUGACAAAGCCAAGCGAUUUGCAGUUACUGCCAUCUCCUGGAAUCCAAAGUACAAGGACCUGUUUGCAGUGGGAUAUGGCUCUUAUGACUUAAUGAAACAGAGCCAGGGGAUGCUCCUGCUCUACACCAUGAAGAACCCCUCCUUCCCAGAGUAUAUCUUCAGCAGCGAGAGUGGCAUCAUGUGCCUGGACUUCCAUAAUGACUACCCCUACCUCGUGGCAGUGGGCUUCUAUGACGGCAACGUAGCCAUCUACAACCUGAAGGCAACCUCCCAGCCCAGCCACAAGAGUUGUGCAAAGUCAAAGCACACAGAGCCAGUGUGGCAGGUCAAGUGGCAGAAGAAUGACAUGGACAACAAUCUGAACUUCUUCUCUGUCUCUUCGGAUGGACGGAUUGUUUCAUGGACUUUACUUCAGAAUGAGCUGGUUCAUACAGAUGUCAUCAAGCUGUCAGUAGAGGGAACAGCGGCACAGAGGCCAGAGGGGCUGCAGCUGAAAACACUUGGCUGUGGGACAUCGUUUGAUUUUCACAAAAAGAUAGACUAUUUGUUUCUCGUUGGUACUGAAGAGGGGAAGAUCUAUAAGUGUUCAAAAUGCUAUUCUAGCCAGUUUCUGGAUGUGUUUGAAGCUCAUCACAUGGCCGUGGACUCAGUCAGCUGGAAUCCCUACCACUCGAAAGUCUUCAUUUCCUGUAGCUCCGACUGGACAGUCAAGAUCUGGGAUCACACCAUCAAGACUCCAAUGUUUGUUUAUGACCUGAAUUCUGGUGUAGGAGAUGUUGCAUGGGCUCCUUACUCCUCUACGGUCUUUGCUGCAGUCACCACUGAUAGCAAGGCCCAUGUGUUUGAUCUGAGCAUUAAUAAGUAUGAAGCUCUCUGCACGCAGCUAGUGGUGAGCAGGAAGAAGAAUAAAAUAACCCAUGUCCAGUUUAACCCGGUCUACCCUGUUAUCAUCAUUGGAGAUCAACGAGGCCAGGUUAUCUGCUUGAAGCUGUCUCCUAAUCUGCGCAAGAUGCCCAAGGCGAAGAAGGGCCAGGAGGUUGAGAAGGGCCCCGAGGUGCAGAUCGCGAAGCUGGAGAAGCUGCUGAGCCUGGUGCGAGAGCCGGCGAACAAGACAGAGCUGUGA